Anisakis simplex (herring worm) is the source of this 1038-nucleotide messenger RNA. NCBI's taxonomy places the organism in Eukaryota, Metazoa, Nematoda, Chromadorea, Rhabditida, Anisakidae. The record is from the annotation of a GenBank genome assembly.
AUGGGUAAGAAACAGUCACCUACCAGUAAUAAUCACCUUCCACCACCAGUUCCACCUCGACCAGCAAUACCCGGUGAAAAUAUUCAUUAUUCGACGGUACUUAAUGGUCCUGUAAAUAAUCCUUACGCAAUGCCAUCGUAUGGAUACGCUCAACUAUACCCCACUGUCGCACCGUACCCGAAUAACAAUAUGUAUGGUAAUUACAAUUAUACUGUACCUACGGAAAGUGCGUUCGCUAGGCUUGCAGACGAAUCUUCAAGAGGAGCAUUCCAAAACAUCGAUGCUAUUGUAACGGCGGUCACCUCGAUAGCCAAUCUGCUGACCUCCACUCAAAAUGCCAUUCACAGCUCAUUCAAAGCUGUCAUUGGAGUUGUUGAGCAGUUUUCACGUUUGAAGUCACAGUUCAUGUCGCUGUUAGUGACAUUGUCUGUUUUCCGAUGGUUGAAACGUAUUUGGCGCUCAAUUUUAGUGAUAUUACGCUUAAGACCUGCAAACUUUUCGACCGAGCAGAUGGUAUGGCAUGACAUAAAUAUGAGCAAACCGGCAGUGAAUGAUUGGUUUGCUUCAUAUGGCAUAGCAGAUAAUACAUUCAACUGGCCUGCCCUCUUGUUUUGGCUAGUGGCUAUUGGCGGUCCCUAUCUGAUCUACAAGUGUAUUUUCUCGUUGAUGAAUAAAUUUGAAGAAACAAAACAGUGGGCUGCCGGAUUUUCUGAGCAUUACAAUGCGACGGGGCAACCGCAUACAGCGGCCCAUUCGAGUGAAUUACUUCGUCAUCUUUGCCACGCAUUGUAUGAUUUUGUUGGACAUAGUGAACGUGAGCUAUCGUUUCGUACUGGACAGACACUUCGGAUUGCUCCAAGACAUCAACAGCCACCAGUUCGAGGUUGGCUUCUUGCAAGCUCAGAAGGUGGUGAGCAAAUCGGAUUAGUACCAAUGAAUUACAUAAAGAUAACAGGACGAAAACUGAUGUCUCCGACACCCGAGACAGAAACUUCGUUUGAAAAGAUCUAUGAAGAAGCAUUCCGAUUGCAUUCAUGA